AAAAAGAGUAGCGUCGAGUGUCAGCCAAUGAAGGGAAAGACAAAGUGGUUUCCGCGAUUCUCGUAUACUUCAUUGAACCCUCUGUUUCACGAAGUUACAAGAGUAUUAUAAAGUUACUGUAAAUGAUGAAAUCAUGUUUAUUAUAAUUAAUAAAAACAGGAAGAAAUAUAAUUUAAAACAGGUUGAAUCAGAGGCACCGAACAAAAUAUUUUAAUUUAUUUUUGGUGCAUAGUAAUCAAAUAUAUGAAAAUAAUCUUUUGGUAUCAAGCACUAACAUCAUUUACAUAUCGAGUUUCUGAUCUAUAGUUUCGUAAAUUGAAACGAAUAUCCGUCUUGCGGUGUCGUAAAUGUUUGAGCGGUGUCAUACCAUUACAUGUGUACCGUACAUUUUCUAGAGUCGUGUGAUAACUACUAGAAGAGUGUAGAAUGCUCUAGAUUGUGCGUGAAAAUGCUUGGUAUAAUUGUAUCUGGUCGACUCGUGCAAACGGAUUUCCAACAAAUAGGAGAAAACCAAUUCUUAAUAACAGUACCUGAUGCGGAUAACAUAAAUCAUAUUGUGGUAUUCCUUACUGGUACUAUACCUUUUCCUGAUGGAACAGGUGGCGCAGUGUAUUUUAGUUGGCCGGAUGCAAGUGCUCCGCCAAAUUGGCAAUUUCUUGGGUAUAUUUCCAAUAUUAAACCUUCGGCCAUAUUCAAAAUAUCAACACUGAAGAAGAACCAUGAAUUUGAAAACAGCAACGUAGGAAUAUUUGGAAUUGGAAAGAUUUCACAUGUAGCACAAAUAGGGGUUUCGAUAGAACCAAUUGGAGCCAUAGAGUUACAGGCAGCUUCAGUAUCUGAAGCCACAUCGAAUUCUUUCUUAGAGUUCGUACAAAAGAUGCUUACCAGUUUCUUAAAUUACGUAUCUAGUUUUUCUGUAACUCAGGCACAAAUGACACCAAAUCCAAUGGAAAAUUUUGUACCAUUGUCUACCAUUCAAGGAUGGUACGAAACAUUCGAAAGAAGGCUACAGCAGAACCCAAAUUUUUGGAAAGCUUGAUGUGAAAGUGUAAUUAACUCUUGCAUUGUUUAUUUGCGUUUUGACAGCACAACGUUUCUCAAGGCAUGUGCAUUUCUUAAAAUGUGGUGUAUUGGAUCACGUCGUACUGUGCCCAUAAACUUUAAUUUUUUAUAUUCUCAUUGACAAACAGUAUGUGGUAAUAAUAAGAAUAACUAUGAUGCAAUCGCGUACAGAGUUUAUCAUUAUCAAGGUGCAGAGUUUAUCACCUGAAAAUGUGCCUUAACGGCAUUGAUCUCGUAUCAUUUUCUUUUCUUUUUUCUUUUUAUUACAUACUAGUCGUAUAAUUAAUUAUGCUCUGAAUAGUUGCGUCAAUAUGUAAACGAUUCGUGUGCCAUUUCUUUUGAGAAGAAAAGAGAAACGAUCAAUCUGUGAUCAAUCAUUUAAAAAAAGAGUACACAUGAUACGAAUCGUCAUUAUAUUCAUAUUUCGAUGCAACGAUCACGAACUCGCGCGAAGUUCGAGUGUGCCAUCUCGCAAAAAAAUAAUCGAAGCACAAACGGCCACCGAGAACACGACAGCGCGCUCUAGUUUCUUCGUUGAAACUAAACAUAAUUCAUGAAUCCAAUUUUACAUAAUAAAGUUCGCUUAAUAAACAGUACGUAUACAUUUUUUUUUACAUAUUAAUACACGUAUCGUCUUCAUUAUUAUUAUUAUCAUGAUUAUUUUAAACAAUUUUUAUUUUCGUACACGACAAAUAUCGAAAUUCGAUAACGCGUUAAAAAUUAAAGUUAACAGCCGCAACCAAUAACAAAACGUUUCCGAACUUCUCUAUCUAAUAAAUAUCGCGCGUUGGAAAUGAUUGCGAAGAGAGGGGUCGAGUGAUGGAAACGCGGAUUGAUUUAUACAUAUUACAGGCUAAAUAAUCUGUCAGUGUAACUUUCGUAUCAGACGGAGAGUAUUUUUGAUAAAAAUCCAUUCCAAGUUGAGAUACUUAAUAAUAUCGUUGUCCCGCGAGAAAGGAACGGAUAGGAAGGAUUCUUUCGGUUGAUGGAGAUCUUGCGCCACAAUGCAAGCCAUUUUCGUGAACCCCCGUAACGAAAAGUAAUUGUGUUUGCAUCGAGUUGGUGCGGGAUCAGUUACACGGAGUGUCGUUUAUUUUCCAAGAUAUCUGCGCACGUAAUAAAUAAUCUGGAAGAUCUGCGUGUUUCCCACGUAGCCGAAAUCAACGACACCGUAGCGUCUUUUCACGGGGAAAUGAUCUCUGCGUCGAAUAAUGUUCACAUUCUGUUCCGCGUGUAAACGGCUGUCUAUGGAUUUUGCAUGAGGUAUUGAAACGACCGUCGGAUAUCGUCCAUCGCGGAGAAAUUUCCCAGUCCAAG
Messenger RNA from Nomia melanderi (Alkali bee), 2379 nucleotides. RefSeq names its product protein OPI10 homolog. Gene Ontology annotation, molecular function: Hsp70 protein binding; nuclear import signal receptor activity. Gene Ontology annotation, cellular component: nucleus; cytosol. Gene Ontology annotation, biological process: protein import into nucleus. Lineage: Eukaryota; Metazoa; Arthropoda; Insecta; Hymenoptera; Halictidae. The record is from RefSeq and is a predicted model, not a curated record.